Debaryomyces fabryi is the source of this 1476-nucleotide messenger RNA. RefSeq names its product glucosaminyl-phosphotidylinositol O-acyltransferase (gene GWT1). Gene Ontology annotation, biological process: protein localization to plasma membrane; GPI anchor biosynthetic process. The transcript has a single exon. Gene Ontology annotation, cellular component: membrane; endoplasmic reticulum. NCBI's taxonomy places the organism in Eukaryota, Fungi, Ascomycota, Pichiomycetes, Serinales, Debaryomycetaceae. The record is from RefSeq and is a predicted model, not a curated record. Gene Ontology annotation, molecular function: glucosaminyl-phosphatidylinositol O-acyltransferase activity. Bases 1 to 1476 code for a protein of 491 amino acids.
AUGUCGUCAUUGAAAGAACAGAAGGAGUUGUUCGUAUCCAAUUUACUUGGAGGUACUAUCCUGGAGAUAUAUAAUGUCACAGCUGUUUCCCUUAGUGCCUAUUUAUCUUAUAAUUUGAUUAGUGCAUACUCUGGCUAUAACAUAACAUUUCCAGUUGAUUUUGUUUUGAAUUGCAUGACAAUCCUAUUGUCCAUCACACUAUACAGUAACAGUACCAAUACAUUACAUUUUCUAAUACUAGCACCAGGUAUAUUGGCUGCAAUUUCUGGUAGUUGGGGACAAAAGGACCGGAAGAAAAGUAAGUCGAAGAUUCCACGCGAUGCAAAUGGUGCCAGAAAGCAAUUGUUGGUUAAGAAACCAUUUAUAACAGCAUAUAGGUCUCACAUGUUAGUGAUCACCAACUUUGCAAUUUUGGCGGUGGAUUUUAAAAUGUUUCCUCGUAGAUUUGCGAAGGUCGAAACAUGGGGAACAUCGUUGAUGGAUUUAGGGGUGGGAUCGUUUGUGUUCUCGAUGGGAUUGGCAACCUCGAGAGCUAUUAUCAAGCAGAGGUUUGACUCUUCGAAAUCCACCGACUAUAGGUUCAAAUUGUCGCAAUAUGGUUCGUUGAUUAUGAAAAAUACGAUCAAGUCCCUCCCCGUGUUGGCAUUAGGGUUAAUCAGAUUGGUUAGUGUUAAAGCACUCGAAUAUCAAGAACAUGUCACUGAAUAUGGAAUUCACUGGAACUUUUUCAUAACCCUUGGGUUAUUGCCAAUCUUUUUCGCUAUAAUCGACCCCAUAUUAAACUUCGUACCUCGUUUCAUUGUUGCGUUGGUAAUCUGCAUAGGGUACGAGCUAAUAAUGGUCAAUACCGAGUUAAUGGCGUUUAUACUCAGAAGCGAUAACAGAAUGGAUACCUUGGUGACCAUGAAUAAAGAAGGGAUCUUUUCGUUUAUUGGAUACUUCAGUAUCUUCAUCUUUGGACAAUCGUUUGGGUCAUUUGUGUUAACUGGCUUCAAAACUCCAAACAACUUAUUCAGCAUGUGCUCAUAUCAACGCUAUAAAAAAGCAGGUGCAAAACCUGGCAUUUUCACGGUUACCACUACGCAAGGAUUAGUGAUAGCCACCUUUUUUACCCAUGCUUUGUUUUGGUACGUGCAAGAAGCAUACUUUGUUAGCAGUAUUUCCAGAAGAUUAGCUAAUUUGCCAUAUGUUUUGUGGGUUGUUUCUUACAAUUCCCUUUUCCUCCUAGGCUACAAUGUAAUUGAAUCGGUGAUAGCAAAGCCAGGAGCUUCCGAAUCCAAAAUAUUGGAUGCAUUCAACAACAACGGUUUAUUGAGCUUCUUGUUGGGAAACUUAUUUACUGGCUUAAUCAAUAUGACCAUAAAUACAUUAAGCUGCAAUGCUCCUGUUACAUUUGCCAUUUUAGUUACGUAUGGUUUAAUCUUGAGUACCAUUGCCGUCCUCUUAGACCGUUACCACAUAUACAUUAAACUAUAG